AUGAUUGAUCGACCGGAAAUUCGAAAAGAAUGGAAGAAAAAUUACGAUGUGUUGUGGCUACGCCAGCAUCCGACCGUACUCGCUUUGCCGUGGAGAAAUGCGAUCAAAAGGUCGGAAAUGUCGAAUGCGAUUGACGUGAUGUGCAGUGGAGUACUUGGAGACGAAAUUCCGUUGGAACAAUGGCAGCAAAACUUCAGCGAACCCGUGCAGCCACUUGAUGAGGUUCGUUUCCCAUUGUUCGAUGAAGAACGCAAAAAAUGGCUGGCACAGCAAAAGGGAGUCGUCAUGAGCUCCGACGCGUUUUUGCCGUUCCGAGAUAAUAUCGAUUGCGCGAAACAGUAUGGUGUUCAAUUUGUCGCCCAUCCAGGUGGUUCAGUCCGUGACGAGGAGAUCAAACAAGCUUGCGAUGAGCACGAGAUCACUCUCAUCCACACCGGAAUUCGCCUAUUUCAUCAUUAA
Messenger RNA from Caenorhabditis bovis, 459 nucleotides. The record is from the annotation of a GenBank genome assembly. NCBI's taxonomy places the organism in Eukaryota, Metazoa, Nematoda, Chromadorea, Rhabditida, Rhabditidae.